Molecule: messenger RNA, 1988 nt
Organism: Beta vulgaris subsp. vulgaris (sugar beet)
Lineage: Eukaryota; Viridiplantae; Streptophyta; Magnoliopsida; Caryophyllales; Amaranthaceae
Product: carotenoid 9,10(9',10')-cleavage dioxygenase 1
Exons: 14
Coding region: 42-1787 (581 amino acids)
Biological process (GO): carotene catabolic process
Cellular component (GO): chloroplast stroma
Molecular function (GO): carotenoid dioxygenase activity
Source: RefSeq, a predicted model, not a curated record
GUCACAAUGGUAACCUGUACCUGUGGAAAUCAAUGAAAUGAAUGAAUCCCAUUCCCACUGAAACUAAACUAGUACUACAAUUCGAGAACAACAUUUCCAAUUGUAUAGAGAGAGAGAAAAUGGGUGAAGCAGUAGAAGAGAAGAAGCUCAGAAACGACAUGGACAUAAACAUGCAUAAUAAAAGUGGAGGAAUUGUGGAGGUGAAGCCAAAACCUAACAAUGGCUUCACUUCUAAAGCAAUUGACUGGCUGGAAAAACUCUUCGUGAAAUUGAUGCAUGAUUCUUCUCAGCCUCUUCAUUAUCUCACCGGCAAUUUCGCUCCUGUUACCGAUGAAACUCCUCCUUGUAAAGACUUACCUGUUCAUGGACAUCUUCCUGAAUGCUUAAAUGGGGAGUUUGUCAGGGUUGGUCCCAACCCAAAGCUUCCUCCUUUGGCAGGAUAUCACUGGUUUGAUGGAGAUGGCAUGAUUCAUGGAAUGCGCAUUAAGGAUGGUAAAGCAACAUAUGUCUCCCGUUAUGUUAAGACAUCGAGGCUGAAACAAGAAGAGUUUUUUGGAGCGCCAAAGUUUAUGAAGAUUGGAGAUCUUAAGGGGCUAUUUGGAUUACUUACAGUGAACUUGCAAAUGCUCAGAGCCAAACUGAAAGUACUAGAUAUGUCGUAUGGAAAUGGGACAGCUAAUACUGCUCUUAUAUAUCACCAUGGGAAGCUUCUGGCGCUUUCAGAGGGAGAUAAACCAUAUGUUCUUCGUGUUUUGGAAGAUGGGGAUCUUCAAACCAUAGGAUUGCUUGACUAUGAUAAAAGGUUGACCCACUCCUUUACAGCUCAUCCGAAGGUUGACCCAUUCACAGGGGAGAUGUUUACUUUUGGCUACUCUCAUGCCCCACCAUAUAUCACAUACAGAGUAAUAUCAAAGGAUGGUGUCAUGCAUGACCCUGUACCAAUAACAAUCCCGGCCCCUAUUAUGAUGCACGAUUUUGCCAUCACUGAGAAUUAUGCUAUUAUUAUGGAUCUUCCUUUAUACUUUAGACCUAAGGAAAUGGUGAAGGAAAAGAAACUAAUCUUCACUUUUGACUCAACAAAAAAGUCUCGCUUUGGUGUACUACCACGAUAUGCAAAGAAUGAGAGCUUAAUCAAAUGGUUUGAGCUGCCAAAUUGCUUCAUAUUUCAUAAUGCCAAUGCAUGGGAAGAAGGAGAUGAGGUUGUUCUAAUCACUUGCCGCAUUGAUAAUCCAGACUUGGAUAUGGUCAGUGGAGCUGCUACAGAUAUGGUUGAUAAUUUCUCAAAUCAGCUGUAUGAAAUGAGAUUCAACAUGAAAACUGGUCUUGCUUCUCAAAAACAACUAUCAGCAUCUGCCGUGGAUUUCCCUAGAGUUAAUGAGAACUACACUGGCAGGAAACAGAGAUAUGUUUAUGGUACCAUAUUGGGCAGCAUUGCAAAAGUGCAAGGGAUAGUCAAAUUUGACUUGCAUGCUGAACCAGAUUCUAGCAAAACAAAGCUUGAAGUUGGAGGAACUGUGCAAGGUAUCUUUGACCUGGGUCCUGGAAGAUUUGGAUCAGAGGCUAUCUUUGUUCCUCGUGAACAAGGUACCACCAGCGAAGAGGAUGAUGGAUAUCUGAUCUUCUUUGUGCAUGACGAAAAAACAGGCAAAUCAUCUGUGAAUGUGAUUGAUGCGAAAACAAUGUCAGCUGAUCCCGUUGCAGUUGUUGACUUACCUAAUAGAGUUCCCUACGGGUUUCAUGCUUUCUUUGUAACGGAGGAACAACUAAAAGAACAGGCUGAAAUAUAGGUGGAAAUGAUUGUUGCAGUCUCCUAGUGAGAGGGCACAAAAGGAACAUUUGUACAAUAUGUUGUGUAUACGUAGCACCAGCAUUCCAGAACAAUACGAGUUUAUGUAAAGUAUUACUUUCUAUAAAUCAUAUUCAUAAAUCAUAAUACAUUAUAAUGCCAAUAUAUGCUUGAAGUUAUAAACAAGAAGUGUUAAAAAUGA